GAGGCCCAAAUUCAAUUAAAAAACACACAUGAAGUGCCCACCGAAGAAGCCAAAUGACUGCCCUCUGGGAUCUCCUGGCACACUGGGGGGUUGUGGGGAGUGACACAAGGACAGAGAUUGAGAAAAGAACCUGAUGGAGACAAGAUGGUCUAGGGCAGUGCUGGCAACCCUUUUAGGGAUCACCUGCCCAAACGGCACCCUCAAGCUGCCUGUGAGUCCCCCAAAUUAGCCCAGUCAGGGGUAGAGGGAAGUGCUCACGCUGGGCUGCUGGGCAGAGGGGCAGGGCAUGUGGAGAGGAGCAAUGGAGCCGUCCCCUCUGGCUUGCAGGGGCACGCAUGCCAACACGGAUCUAGGGGAAGGAAGGGAGGGAGUAAGCAUUUCUUUAGCACCUACAAUGUGGCAGACAUGCUAAGCACUUUACAAAUGGGAUCUCAUUGAUUCCUUACCACAACCGUAGCAGUGCUAUUAUUGCUCUCAUUUUAUAUAUAGGAAACUGAGGCAAACAAAGUGAAGUGACUUGCCCACAGACACCCGGCUAGGAGGUGUCAGGCUAAAUUUGAACCCAGGCCUUCCUGACUCCAGGCCAGGCACUCUGGGCACUGUACCGUCUAGUUGGUAGACAGAGUUCAAAUCAUGAGUCUGACACAUCCUUUUGCCUCCACGGGCCUCAGUUUCCCCACCCAUAAAAUGAAGGGGUUGGCCUUGAGGAUCUCUGGCCCUUGCAGCUCUAGGUCUGUGAUUUGGUGGCUGCAUCCCAGUGUUGGGAUCCCCUGGUAUGAGUGCCGAGGACAGCAGAGGGCGAGAGUGGGGAGGUCUGGUCCUGGCUGCACUGGCUGGGAAGAAGGAAGCCUUGGCUUGGGCAAGGAGGGAAGGUGGGGAGGCCUCAGGGGGGAAGAAGAGAGAACUGGACAGGCUGAUGAACGAGAGGAGAGGCUGCCUCCCCUCCUCCUCCUCCCCCUCCUCAACUCUGCUCCCUCCAGGCUGGUGCUGGCCGAGAGCAUACCAGAGGGCAUGAGCUUUGGGCCAGCUGGCCCCCGGCUCCUCUCCACCCAUCGGGCCUGGCUCCAUCUGAUCCACAGAGCCCAGCGCCGGGUGGACAUUGCAGCCUAUAAUGUCACUUUGAGAUCCAGAGCCACCGGCAGGGAACAUCCUUCAGGCUGGCAGGGGCAGGAGAUCUUUGAUCAGCUGCUGUCCCUACCCAGCCGAGGCGUGCGGCUCCGCCUCGCCAUGAACAGCCCCCAGCCCUCCGAGAUGGACACGGAGGAGCUGGGCCAGCACGGAGUCCAGGUGACCCCGGUGGAAUUGGAGCAGCUGACCGGUGGCAUCGUCCACUCCAAAUUCUGGGUGGUGGAUGGCCGGGACCUCUACGUGGGCAGUGCUAAUGUGGACUGGCGGGCUCUUACCCAGAUCAAGGAGCUGGGGGCCAUCCUGUACAACUGUAGCCCUGUGGCCCAAGAUCUGCUCUCCAUCUUCAACAUGUACCAGGCCCUGGGGGGCCCCGGGGCUGUCCUGCCUUCCUCCUGGCCUCCCAAAUUCUCUGCCCUCUCCAGCCUUCAACAGCCCAUUCGCCUCCAACUUGAUGGCCAUUCUGCUGAUGUGUUCCUCUCGAGCUCCCCACCAGCCCUCUGUGCCACUGGCCGGACAUCAGACCUCCAAGCCAUCCUCAGCACCAUAAGCCAGGCCCAGGAGUUCAUCAUGGUCUCUGUAAUGGAUCUGAUGCCCCAAUGCAUGUUUUGCCAGCCCAAAAGGUUCUGGUCAGAGCUGGACUCUGCUCUUCGGACCGCAGCCUGUGACCGAAGACUUCUUAUCCAAUUACUCAUCAGCUGCUGGCGCCACUCAGAUCCAGACAUGUUCAUAUUCCUGGAGUCCCUGAACAUCCUAUCCCAGCCACCUUUGUCAUGCCCUCUACAUGUGAAAUUGUUUGUAGUGCCAGUAAGUGAAGAUCAAAGGCACAUCCCUUAUGCUCGAAUGAAUCAUAACAAGUUCAUGGUCACUGACAAGGCUGCCUACAUUGGCACUUCCAACUGGUCCCACGAUUACUUCCUGCGCACCACGGGGGUGGGGCUGGUGAUCCUCCGCCCGCAAGGAGCAGAGAUGCUCCCAGUGCAGCAGGAGCUCCGGGCUAUCUUUGAGCGAGACUGGAGCUCACUCUAUGCCCAGCCCCUCAGCCCCCGCCCUCCCUGUGCUGCCCGGGGCCGAGAGGGGGCGUAGUUCUGGCUCUGGCCUCCAGGACCAACUGCCCUGCACGCGCUUACCUUCUAAACCGGGUAAACAAUAAUCAAGGGGAGCCCGAUGUAAUGGGAGCCCUCGCGGAGGGCUAUGACUAGAGGCAGAGAAGGACGAGGGGCCCGGGGACUGGUCACAGUCCGAGCAUGGUUGCUGUGGCCAGUGCCAGCCCUCAGGGAGGAGUUUCCAGGGGAUACUGGGUUCCCUGCCCCCGGCGGUCAGCACAUCCAGGAGCCGGGAAGAAGCCUGGACAAAGGGAAUGGCCCAAGUGGUGGCGAGGGACAAUUUUCUUAAGUGGCCACCCCAGGCCGUCGUUUUGCUUAGCGGAGCACGUUUGCAAUAAAGGUCUUGUGUUCCU
Molecule: messenger RNA, 2584 nt
Organism: Monodelphis domestica (gray short-tailed opossum)
Lineage: Eukaryota; Metazoa; Chordata; Mammalia; Didelphimorphia; Didelphidae
Product: 5'-3' exonuclease PLD3-like
Molecular function (GO): catalytic activity
Source: RefSeq, a predicted model, not a curated record